AAGCAGUUAAGUAAACAUCAGUACUUAUCGUUUGAAGUAAUAACCUGGUUAUCAUUUCUUGUGCAUUCUAUCGAAUAUUAUUUCUAAAUCCUAACACAUAAAACUCAAUGGAUACUUGGUUAGCAUGGAAGAUGUUGGUAUCAUCAAUAAUAUUGAUAGCAGGUAGUAAAAGUUGCAAUGUCAUUUACGAUCGUCCCAUUGACGAAUUGAUGGAAGCUAACACCAAAUCACCAUAGUUGGUGCUUAUCAUAAAUCACGUAAAAAAGCAACAUUCUGGGAUAGACGGUGUAAAUUACGGAUCGCUGAUCAAAGAAGACAUCGUCCUUACAGCAGCGUCUAAGAUGCCAAGAUACUCUCCAAGCCAGCUGGAGGUUAUCAUCAAUUGGCAAAAAACUUUCGAGACUAUCUGCGACUCCAGAACAAUAUCAUUCUUCUUCUACUCUCCAAAUUUUGACGAAAACAAGAUAAAACCAAGCGACUGGGUGCUUUUGAAGUUGGAUAAACCCUUCGAGCUCUAUGACAGGGUCGGUAUUAUUCCAUUGGCUGAUAAAAGUUACCAAUGGGAUCCUGAGGAUUGUUUUAUCUAUCGUUGGAUGCCUGUGAAAACAAAAUACAAAGUAGAGUCUGGAUACAUCAUCGAGGAAGAUUGUUACUUUUUUAGGGUAUCAAUUUUAGGGUUUCUACAUCGAGAGUAUCGAGUGUCACUUACUCCAGGUUCAUCCGGGCUCUAUGAUAAGGAAAUGGGCAAGCUACCCGAUAGUUUAGAUUGCAUUAUCGAAUUUUGCUACGGAACCAUUGAUGAAGAAAAAAUCUUCACAAAUAUUAGCUUCGUUGGGAGCCCCAUUGUCUGCAAGCUAGUAGAUCAAGACCAAUACCUUCAAGUCGGGCUUACUACUUUCGUUGGCCAAUGGAUUGCCUAUCCAAAUGAAGAUCAUUUUGACUUUGAAGACAUUACAGAGUAUAAUGAAGCUAGUUUUGUUGAUCUUACCGAGGAUUUUGAUGAGUAUAUUGUUCCUACAGUCUUAACAGAUUAGCAUCCAUUAAGGAUAAAUAAAAUCUAAGUAUCAA
Molecule: messenger RNA, 1068 nt
Organism: Cotesia glomerata
Lineage: Eukaryota; Metazoa; Arthropoda; Insecta; Hymenoptera; Braconidae
Exons: 5
Coding region: 342-1034 (230 amino acids)
Source: RefSeq, a predicted model, not a curated record